CCAAAGGAUCGUCUGUGGUUUAACAUAUAGAGUGCUGGGGAAGUCGCAACAAAAGUGUUGAUUGAGUGGUAAGCAGCUCACUCCGUAAGAAAGAGAACACAAGUUCGAAUUCCGGGAAGCGCACUUGUUGAGAAGGAGAAUAACCUUUUAACGCUCGAUCUCCCGACUGGAUUACCAAGGUGCACACUGAAAAAAGAGUGCUGGGGAAGUAUUUUUUUUCUUUUCAAAUGAAGUCGCCCUUCUUGUUUCUUCUAUUUGCUGUUUAUGGCGGGGUAGCAGUUCCGCCAGAUUCUCCUGAAGUUGCGGGAGCUGACUGUGAAGGGAAAUGUGGAGAUGUGAACAUUAAAUUUCCCUUCGGAAUGGGACAAGAUCAUUGCUUCUUGGACGAGUGGUUCGAGAUUGUGUGCAUUAACGGGACCACUCCAAGACUAAAGAAGCUCGACCUAGAGGUUACCGAAACUUCCCUAAGAGAAGGCAGCAGCUAUUCUCUGUUUGAUGGGGAAGAUGGUACACCAACUGAUGCCAUAGUUGUUAAAAGUCCAAUUAUAUACUCGGACUGCAUGUGGUGGAAAACCUCCAAUUGGACCAUCAAUUUGACCGGAACCCCUUUCUUCUUCUCCACUAGCAACUGGUUUGUGGCGGUCGGCUGCCCCUACCUGGCGGUGCUGGCCACUCCUGAUUUGGGUGCUGUGGACUGCAACACGCAAUGCAGCAAUGAUAGCAGGAUGGAAAUUGGUAAUUGUGACGGUAUCAAUUGUUGCCGGACUAACAUGCCAUAUGACAGCAGGGACGGCUCAUCAAGCCAGGCUUUCGAGUUUGACUUAAAGAGUUGGAGAGGCGAUCAAUUAUUAGAACACGAUUGCAGGUAUGUCUUUCUUGCUCAUGACGACUGGUUAAUGCAAACGUCCAGACUGGAUGUGGAUCUGCGGGUUCGAAAAAUGCAGUUCGUUCCCCUGUCACUAGAUUGGUAUCUCGAUGAAGCUGCAAUUGUGAAGUUGGGAAUGAAUAUCACUUCUGGAUACUCUUCCUCUGAUUUGCAACCUUACAGCUGUGUCCAGCGAGCUCCCAAUCGGAUUAUCAAAACUAAUUAUUACUCAUGUUCCUGCAAUGGGGGCUACAAUAAAGGGAACGCCUAUCUUAAGCAAUGCGAUGAUAUCGAUGAAUGUCAAGACUCGAGAUUUAAUAUUUCUUGCCUGGACGGGUACUGUAAGAAUACAAGAGGUAGCUAUGAGUGCAUAACCCACCAUCAUACCCAUAUCUUUACCAGGAGGAUCAAUGCAAUCAAGGUUGUUGCCAGUGGAAUUGGAGGAGUAGUACUGCUUCUUGUGGUACUGUGGUUACGCAAGUUCAUUAAGAAAAGGAGGGAGUUGAAGCUCAAGCAAAAGAACUUCAAGAGAAACGGGGGCCUGUUGUUAGAAAAACAGCUGCAUUCUGCUAGUAAAGGCGACUAUAUUGAGAAGAGCAAGUUAUUUAACUCAUACGACUUAGAGAAGGCCACCGAUAACUUCAGCAAGAACAGGAUACUCGGGAAAGGAGGUCAAGGAACAGUUUACAAAGGUAUGCUGGAAGAUGGGAGAAUUGUCGCGGUUAAGAAGUCCAUAACAAUCGACGAAGGGAGAGUUGAGCAGUUUGUUAAUGAGGUAAUCAUUCUCUCAGAAAUCAAUCAUAGGAAUGUGGUGAAGCUGUUGGGAUGUUGUUUGGAGACAGAAGUUCCGCUAUUAGUCUAUGAAUUUAUCCCCAAUGGAACUCUCUAUCAGUAUCUUCAUGAUCCGGAUGAGAAUCUCUUAGUGUCCUGGGAAAUGCGAUUGCAAAUUGCAGUCGAAGUAGCAGGAGCCAUCUCUUACCUGCAUUCGGCCUCGUCCAUUCCCAUCUAUCACCGAGAUAUCAAGUCCAACAACAUACUAUUGGAUGAAAAGUAUCGAGCAAAGGUAGCAGAUUUCGGGGCCUCGAAGGUACUCUCAAUCGACCAAACUCAUGUGACCACCAUUGUUGCUGGAACAUUUGGGUACCUGGACCCAGAGUACUUCCGCUCAAGCCAGCUUACAGAUAAGAGCGAUGUCUACAGCUUUGGGGUUGUCCUAGUUGAGCUCUUAACUGGGCAGAAGCCGGUCUCUGUACUGAGACCAGAAGAGCACAGAGGCCUUGUAGCGUACUUCAUUUCAGUUAUGGAGGAGGACAAGCUCUUUGAUAUUGUGGAUGCCCGGGUUCUUCAGGUGCAGGACACUGCAGGCAGAGAACAAAUUGCAGCAGUCGCUCAGCUUGCAAAGAGGUGCUUGAACAUGAUUGGAAGGAGACGGCCUACGAUGAAAGAAGUGGCAGUGGAGUUGGAGAGGAUAGGGAUGCAUGGGCGUCGAGAUGGAGAUGUCGAAUAUCAGAGGACUGAAUCAACAAUUCUAUCGUGGGAUGAUGAUGAUGCUUCCAUGUCCAAUAUCGAUGAUGCUAUGACGAUAAAUUCAAAUGCCCAUACUUAUCCAAAAAUUAAAGAAACUUCAAAUGCCCAUCCACUGCUCGGUGUUGUCACCAUGUGAAGACCCGGAAAUUGUUGAAAUAGGAAUAAAUGUUGCGUAUAAUGUAAUUUCCCUUCGGUAUUUGUAGUAAUGCGAUCCGUGGUCAAUAUGGUAUUUGUGUUGAUAAUGAGCUUUCUAGCACUAUAGCCAUGCAGUCUUUCCCUUUUUUUUUUUUUUUUUCCGGAGUGAACCAUGUUAUCCGGAAGCCCAAUUGGACUCCGACUAUUCUAGUUGAGAUGGGUCAGUUCACGAAAGGGUAAAGCUCUCUAGCAUGAAUUUUCUACAUUUACAAGGAC
This is a messenger RNA of Punica granatum (pomegranate), 2803 nucleotides long. The record is from RefSeq and is a predicted model, not a curated record. NCBI's taxonomy places the organism in Eukaryota, Viridiplantae, Streptophyta, Magnoliopsida, Myrtales, Lythraceae.